CUGCAAGAAGUGACCAGCUGCUCUCAUGCACAUGCACUCUGCUAUAGACAUGAUUUACACUCUGAUUCUCUGUGGGAUUUUACUUCACAUCUCAGAUGAAGCUGUAAUGCAUAAUAUCGCAGUGAAAUCUGGAUCGCCUGGAAAUAUUCCCUGUACAUAUGAUAAAAAACAUAAAAAAAACCGUAAAUACUGGUGUCAGGGGACAUAUUGGAGUUCGUGCAAAAUAUUGGGAUAUGCAAACGAGACAGGAGAAUAUUCCCUCACUGAUUAUCCAGCCCAGAGUAUUUUUACAGUGCAGUGGAAGAAUCUGCAGACCUCAGACUCUGGAUAUUACUGGUGUGCUGUUGAGAUCGGAGACUAUAACACUCUAGACGCCGGUUAUUAUUUGUAUCUGACGGUGCAGUCAGCUCCUGAUGUGUCUGUGGUGAGCAGCAGUGUCUCUGGACAUGAAGGUGGUGAUAUCAGUGUUCAGUGUCUCUACAGUUCUGGAUAUCAGAAUGAAGUCAAACAGUGGUGCAGAUAUAAAGAUCAGAGAUGUUACACAGUGGGGAGGACUGACACAUCCCAGAAUUCAUCAGUGCAGAUCAGAGAUGAUGAUGAGAGAAGAUCCUUCACUGUGCUGAUGACUGGACUGAGACGGACUGAUUCUGGCUGGUACUUCUGUUCUGUAGGAGAUCGGCAGGUUCCUGUUCAACUCACAGUUACUGAACCCAAAAGAGCAUUUACAACUAUUCCAGCAACUGCACCAUCUGACUCGGAGGCAGAGAUAUCUGUGAUAACUGAUUCAACACCUGAGACAGACAGAGCUGAAACCCAUCGAUCUCUAACAGCAGCCACAGACACUGUUAACACUGAAAUACACAGCAGCACAGAAGAGCAAAACAAGUCUGAUGUGGUUCUGGUCACGUGUUUGCUUUCCAUGUUUAUGCUGUUACUGAUUGUUGCUCUUGUUGCCAUAGUGACCUGGAGGCUGAGAAAGAAGCAGAAGAGAGGACAAAUGAGAGAAGCACAUUUCAACAGCACCAGAAAUAGAUCUUCUGCCUCAGUGGAUGAUAAUUCAGUGAUUUACAGUUCUGCGAUUACCUUUCAUAAAGCACCUUCAUCAUCAGUGAAUCCAGAAGCUGAUGUGAUCUACAGCUCUGUGAAAUAAACUCUCACCUGUGAGUUCUGAAUGAAGUUAUGAGAAAGUGCACUUUCUUGAAAGUCAAUAACUGUAAAUAAUUGUGAAGUUUCAGUGCUAAACAUAUGUAAUACUGUGAAAGCAAAAUGAAUUAUUCAAGGCCUAUUGUACAGUUUAGAAGUACAUUUCUGAAGUAGAUAUGCAUAUUACAUGACAGGUACAUUUCAGAAAUAAUUCAUGACCUAAUCAACACUUUAGAAAGAGUUGAAAUAUUCUGUAACAUUUCUUCUUGUGCUUUCUUUUAAGUCCACAUUAGGCCUACAUAAUUUUUGGGGUUACUUACAGUAAAUGCAGUUUUGUUAGUUGCAAUGAAAUAGUUUUUAAAAUAAGUAUAUUUUUAAUUUGACAUUUAAUUGUACUUUUAUUCGUUUCAAUUGCACAUUUAAAAGAAUUAUAAUAAUUGUCUGCAUAAAAUAGUUUAUAUACCUUGCUUGCACACUUUUUAAAAUAUCUUUUCUGUAUGUGUAGCGCCAUCUGCUGGAUAUUUUUAUCUCUACAU
Messenger RNA from Carassius carassius (crucian carp), 1679 nucleotides. RefSeq names its product polymeric immunoglobulin receptor-like. The record is from RefSeq and is a predicted model, not a curated record. Lineage: Eukaryota; Metazoa; Chordata; Actinopteri; Cypriniformes; Cyprinidae. Bases 26 to 1150 code for a protein of 374 amino acids. The transcript is spliced from 10 exons.